Messenger RNA from Pristis pectinata (smalltooth sawfish), 3343 nucleotides. RefSeq names its product tenascin R (restrictin, janusin) (gene tnr). Lineage: Eukaryota; Metazoa; Chordata; Chondrichthyes; Rhinopristiformes; Pristidae. Gene Ontology annotation, molecular function: protein binding. The record is from RefSeq and is a predicted model, not a curated record.
GGACAGGAGAGGAGAGAGAGGUGAUCACUGCUGAAGGACUCACUCUGACCCAGUCUCACUCAGCAGGGUAUCAGCUGCCGAAUAAGCUCCCAAUUCAAGACACGUUCAUCCUUUUGUUCAGGUGACACCCAGUCCUGAGGAACUAGAUGCUGAGAUGAUGCAACAGUUCAGUAUCCUGGCUCUUUGGCUCAGCACACUGUUGGAUCCUGGCAAACAUCGAGUGUUGGUUAACGCACAAUGGCAGAAGGGUGAUGAGGCUUCAGCCAGUGUUCAUCAGAUUAACCACACCGUGCUACUCGAGCAGCAGGCAAUCAUCUUCAAUCACAUCUACAACAUCCACAUGCCACUGGAGUCGUUCUGUUCAGUCAGGGCAGACAGUGCUCUGGGACAGACUAAACCUUCCCAGCAUGAGUAUACUGCUGAGUACGUUCAACAAAACCAGACCCUGCAGAGCCAGGUGGGCUUCACACAUAACAUCAACAUCCCCCAACAGGCCUGUGAUUGCCUAACGAACUCACUGCUCAAGAACCUCGUCGAACGUAUUGAGCUGCUGGAGAGAGAGGUUUCUGUGCUCAGACAACAGUGCACCACUGGGUACUCAGCAGAGAGCUCGGCGGCAGGUCAAGUUGAUUAUUCUCCUCUGUGCAGUGGCCAUGGGAACUUCAGCAUGGAGACUUGUGAUUGCAGCUGUGACCUUGGCUGGACUGGCAAGGGAUGCUCAGUGCCACUUUGCUUGACCAACUGCUCUGGGCACGGGAUGUGUGUCAAUGGGCAGUGUGCCUGUGACCAGGGCUACACAGGGCAGAACUGCAACGACACGGAAUGUCUGCGGGACUGCAGUGGACACGGCCUGUGUGUACAAGAGGAAUGUGUCUGUGAGGAACCCUACAAAGGAGAGGACUGUGCCCAGCUGAAAUGCCCCAAUGCAUGCUCUGGCCAUGGACAGUGUGUGAAUGACUCCUGCCUGUGCUCCAAGGACUACACCGGAGAGGACUGCAACCAGCUGAGGUGCCUGAACGACUGCAGCAACAAUGGUCAGUGCAGACAUGGCAACUGCUCCUGUCAGGAUGGCUUUCCUGGAGAAAACUGUGUGGCAGAUCUGACUACUCCUCAAGGACUUCACUUCAAAUCUGUCACUGAGACAGCAGUGGAGGUGCAGUGGGACCCUUUCCAGUUCACAUUUGAUGCUUGGGAGAUCAGUUUCAUUGCAAAGAGUAACGAAGGAGGUAUGAUAGUACAGCUUCCCAUGACAGUCACCUCCUUCAACCAGACGGGUUUGAGACCUGGUGAAGAUUACACAGUCAACCUGGUUGCACUCAAAGAGCAGGCGAGAAGCUUGCCAGCAACAGCAACAGUUUCCACCCUAAUUGAUGGACCAACUCACAUGACCAUCAGGGAGGUAGCCGAUACCUUUGUUUUUGUGGAAUGGACACCUCCAAAAGCCAAUAUUGACCAUAUCCUCCUGACAUAUGGACUAACCGGUGAAACACAUAGUAAGUCAGUGCUGAGACUGCAGCCAACACUGACCCAGUACUCCCUGCAGGACCUGAGACCUGCCUCACACUACCAGGUGUCAGUCACUGGCAUCCUGAAACACAGAAGAAGCCAGCCUGUGACUGCUGCCUUUACCACAGAGAUUGAUGCUCCCAAAAACCUGUGUGUUGUGGCUCAAGGGUUCAGUAAUCUUGAGUUGGAAUGGGACAACAGUCAAGCUGACAUUGACAAAUACAGGGUGGUCUACAGCACACUGGCAGGAGGGCAGUACCAUGAACUGACUGUGCCCAAAAGUACUGGACCAACAAGCAAGAUUACACUGACUGAUCUACUGCCCAAUACUGAAUAUGGCAUAGGAAUAUCAGCUGUUAAGGAGACAAAACAAAGUGUUCCAACCACCAUGAAUACAAGGACAGCCUUGGAUCCACCACAGGGAAUUUCCUUCAGUAAUAUCUCUCACAAUUCAGUGACCAUCUCCUGGCACAAGCCCAAUGCUUCCUUCGAUCACUACCAGAUGUUCUACCAGCCAGUCUCCGAUCACUGGGGUGGCAUGUACACCUUGAACAAUCUGCAGCCUGCAACUGAGUACCACGUGAAAAUGAACGCAGUUCAGGGGCUGGCCAAGAGUCUGCUGCUGUCCUACACUGUGCAGACAGCAAUGGACAGCCCACUGGCUGUGCAGGUUGUUAACAUCACUCCAACAGAGGCUCAGCUGACGUGGGCUGCACCUCAGGCUGUGGUGCAGAACUAUGUGAUUAUCGUGUCACACAGCCAGGUUGCUGCAGACAGGAUUCUUGUCAACGGGGCUGUGACACAGCAUCAGCUGACCCACCUCCAACCAUUCACCAAUUACUCCAUCACCAUCUAUGCCACCAGAGGGUCCAUGGCCAGUUCUGCUGUCUCCCUUCACUUCUUCACACCUCUGGACUCUCCGAAGAACCUGACCGCCAGUGAUGUGAGCCAGAGGAGUGCGCGGAUUUCCUGGCAGGCCCCUCAGGCUGAGAUUGAGAAGUAUGUCCUGGUGUACGAGGACGGCAGUGGGCAACAGAAGGAGCUGAUCUUGGAAGCAGAGGAUACUUGGAUACGACUAGAGGGUUUGUCGGAAGCCACUGAGUACACACUGAGGCUGCAAUCUGCAUGUGACACCAUAAGGAGUUUACCGGAAGAGAUUACGUUCACCACAGCAAGCCGUCGCUAUCCAUACCCCUGGGACUGUACUCAGCACCUACUCAACGGAGACACAAUCAGUGGCAUCUAUACCAUCUACAUCAAUGGAAAGCCACAGCAAAGUCUGCAAGUCUUCUGUGACAUGGUGACUGACAAUGGGGGAUGGACAGUGUUCCAGAGACGACAGAAUGGACUGACAGACUUCUCACGCAAGUGGGCAGAUUACUGUGUGGGCUUUGGAAACCUAGAAGAUGAAUUCUGGCUGGGACUGGACAACAUCCACAAGAUUUCUGCCCAAGCCAGAUAUGAUCUGCGGAUUGAUCUACGUGACGGCCGUGAGUCAGUAUAUGCCAUCUACGAUCGAUUUUACCUCAGUGAUGCCCGGAGUCUCUACAGACUAAGGAUUGGAGAUUACAGAGGCACAGCUGGUGACUCCCUCUCCUAUCACCAGGGCCGUCCAUUCUCCACAAAGGAUCGUGACAAUGAUGUUGCUAUCACAAACUGCGCCUUGUCAUACAAAGGUGCCUGGUGGUACAAGAACUGUCACCGUGCUAAUCUCAAUGGGAAAUAUGGAGAGAAUCGACACAGCCAGGGGAUAAACUGGUACCACUGGAAGGGUCACGAGAUUUCCAUACCAUUCAUUGAGAUGAAGAUCCGACCUCAUGACUUUGGAGUAAUCUAG